Messenger RNA from Microthlaspi erraticum, 771 nucleotides. NCBI's taxonomy places the organism in Eukaryota, Viridiplantae, Streptophyta, Magnoliopsida, Brassicales, Brassicaceae. The record is from the annotation of a GenBank genome assembly.
AUGGCUGGGAUGACGUACAUCGACAUGUCGAGAUUUACUUCCAACCCAGCCGGUUUCUACGCAACCAACAACCAGUUCCAGAAAUCCGGUCCAAAGGGUUUCAUGGAAGUGAAGGCUCUCGAGAGCGGAGAUCUCUACGUGCGCGUAGACUUGCCCGGUGUUCCAGACGACGCCAUCCGCUACAGAGUCGACGCCGUGAGGCAAAAGGUCGUCUUUUUCUCCGGCGAGACUCUCAGCGACGGUAACUACGUGAACAACGGAGUCCGUGAGUACUCUGGAACCACGGGUCUCGGGUGUGACUGCUGCGAGAUCACAGGAGUUGAUGCCAAGAUGAAAGAUGGAGUCUUGAGGAUGAUUGUGUCAAAGGUCAAAGUGAAGGACCACGAGAACAAGUGUGAUCUCACUCUGCCUCCUCCUCUCACUGGUAAAUCCGGAAGAAUCGUGGAAGAUCAUCCGUUUGUGGUGAGGGGUCGUAAAGGAGCCAUCUUUGCGGAGCCAAAAGAUGAUGGAGGACUUUACAUUGCGGUGGAUUUGCCAGGUGCUAGUGAGGGUGAUGCUGUACUGAUUCCUCAAGAGUAUCAAGUUGAAUUCAGAGGUGAGGGGAAGAAUGUGAGUGAGCACGAUGAGAGUGGUCGUCUCUACGUGGGAAGAUUCGGCAACACUCCUGAAUUUGCGCCUUCACUUUUAAGGCACACCGUCUCUGGUUCUAUUGAGUUUGGUGUUCUCAAGAUUCACCUUAAUCCUCCUCCUAGCCGCAACAACGAAGAGUAA